AUGGGGAAUCAAGCCGAUAAAAAGUUCAGUUGGGUGAUAAAGAAUUUUUCCUCUUUGGGGUAUGAGGCAGUUUAUUCCGAUGUAUUCGUUGCCGGACGCUGCAAAUGGCGUCUUCUCGCCUAUCCAAAGGGAAUUGAUAAGAAUAACCUUCAUUGUUCUCUGUAUGUGGUUGUUGCUAAUACUGAAUCUUUGCCUUCUGGAUGGAGAAGACACGCUAAGUUUUCUUUUACUCUUGUAAAUAAAAAUCCGGAAGAAGCCUCCCAGCUGCGAGAAACACAACACUGGUUUGAUGGGAAAAACAAGGUCGGUGGUUUUCCAUCCAUGAUUCGUGUUUACGACCUUCAUAGGUUUAUGGUUAACGGUGAAGUCAAGAUUGUAGCAGAGAUUGAUGUUCUUCAAGUCAUUGGCAUGUUAGAUGUAUCAUUGGAAACUACGGAAAGUGUGGUGGAUAUCAAUGGGUUUCAAGUACUUGCGUCACAGAAUCCGCAUCUGAGGACAACAUACUUGAAUGUCCUACUAAGCCUGUUUGAGAUUCUAUGCAAGUCCCCAAAGAAACUCUCCACUGGUGAUCUGGCUGACGCAUAUUCCUCGCUGAGGUAUGUGACAGCAUCGGGGUUUGAGCUGGACUGGUUGGAGAAGAAACUGAAAGAAGCUGGUGAGACUCGGAUUCAAGAAAUUGAGCAAGAGCUGAAGCACUUGACGCAAAAACGCGCAGACAUGGAGGCUCUACUGAAGUUCUUAAAAUGA
Microthlaspi erraticum is the source of this 747-nucleotide messenger RNA. Lineage: Eukaryota; Viridiplantae; Streptophyta; Magnoliopsida; Brassicales; Brassicaceae. The record is from the annotation of a GenBank genome assembly.